AUGCAGAAAACGGCUGCAGUGAUCCAAGGGCAUGCAGGCAGAGAACUUAGAACAUGUGAUCAACUUGUGCUUGCACAGAAAUUGACAGGACCUCGCCGUCAGAGACAACGAACGGAGUGGCUUUGCAACAGCUGCAGAUAUGCAGAUGCAGAUGGCUUACUGAAAGAGCGUGAGCACGCCCAUCCGAAAGAGAAAGUGCUAGCAUAUACAAUCUACCUAGUAUCGUUCGUGAAUGGCGACAGACCCUCCAGGAAUAACGUCCAUACCAAGGUACUUUUGCGAGAUUUCGCAAGGGAGCGAAGUACAUUACAGUCUCAGGGGCUACUCCGAGUAGCCUCAGACGGAAUAUUCAGAGUCAUCACUUCCUCACCCACAACAGCUGACAUGACCGUGAUGACACCAGGCGGCCUGGCAGUGUUUUAUCCCCAUUGGACGCUGAACAAAAUAGCAUUGGCGAGCCACCGCAUCACGAGAGCCAACUUGGACGGACAGGAACAAGGGAAUGUGUGCCCGAGCGUUGGAUGCACCGGGAAGUCCGUCUUCAGCGUGGAGAGGACCACACACUUCCUGGGAGAACUAUGCGGUGUGAUGUCCCCCCUCUGGCGAAUCAACAGUGCAGAAGAUUUCGAUGGCUCGCUGGAAAGACAAUGAGUAGGGGCAUGAACUAGUGAAGGACUGACUCUCCACGUGGCCAUGUCGAACUCCAUGAUCAUUCAAGUGCGAUUUUCGCCGUUGGGACGUUCUUGGCGAGUGGAAGGCUCGGACCGGCCUGAAUGAAUUCAAAAGAGGAUAACACAAGAGAUGAUAAAUGUUCUCCAAUGAUUGUCCGAAGUCAAGGAAAGAGGGACUAAAA
Suillus subalutaceus is the source of this 853-nucleotide messenger RNA. RefSeq lists its product as uncharacterized. Lineage: Eukaryota; Fungi; Basidiomycota; Agaricomycetes; Boletales; Suillaceae. The transcript is spliced from 4 exons. The record is from RefSeq and is a predicted model, not a curated record. Bases 1 to 651 code for a protein of 216 amino acids.